UUGUAAUUGCCUUUUAUUUAUAAAAAUGUUUUAAAAAAAAAAAAACAGUUAUACCAAAGACGCUGUCCCAGACAGCGUUUAACUCUGGAACUAUAAACGUUGUCUCAGACAGCGUUUAAGGUUAUUUCAUUUCAUUUCAUUUCCUUUCCUCCUCCUUCAUUCUCAAACCCCUUCUUUCCCAAACUCUAACUUAAUCCCCCUCUCUCUCAUACUUGUGCUCCUCCGUGUAGACCGCCGCCGGCGCCGCCACCUCCACCGUCGCCCGCCGUCACCUCCACCGUCGCCCUCCGUGUAGCCCACUAUACACUCCCCUCACCCUGAAAUAGGUAUUCAUUCAACUUUCUUUGUGUUUUAAAUUCUAGGGUUUAUGUUGGUGAUUUCUAAUUUUUUUGGAAUUGGGUUAAAAUGUUGAUGAGGUUGAGUUGUUAGUGUUAAAAAUGUUGAAUUGUUAGUGUUGGUAUUGUUGAAUUAUUAGUGUUGGUAAUUGUUGAAUUGUUAGUGUUGAUAAUGGUAGUGUUGAUAUUGUUAGUGUUGAUAAUAGUUUGGAUAAUGUUGAAUUGUUGUUGUUGGUUUUGUUGAAAAUUGUUGACAAUGGUUGAUAAUUAUUAGGUUUUGAACAAUUGUAAUUACCUACAUUGUUGUGUAAUAAUGAUGAUUUAGGGGUUCUUAGUAGUUAAUUUGUAGAGUAUGUAAAAAAAUUUUGUUUGAUUGUGGUGAUUUAGGGAUGAUUUAACGGCUUUACGUAAAAUGUGUUUUGGUUGUUAUGUAGAAUAUGGCUGGACAAAAUGUAGCGUUGUUAUGUCGAUGGGGAGGUGAAAUUUUGUGUAAUGGAUCAAAUGUGGAGUACAGUGGAGGGAAUAUGGACCUUAUAACACUUGAACCGAACAUGACUGUGACUGAUCUGAUGAAUGAGGUUCACAGUUGUAUUGGUUCAAACCCUAUGACUGUUGAACUGAACCUUAAAAUGAGGUGUGAUACUGGUCAUGGGGUGCAAGUGUUACCUGUCUCUACGAACAGACAUUUGAAAGGUUUGAGGAGCAUGGUAGGAAUGAAGGGUUUUCCCAAUGAGAUAUAUGUAGAAACAGUGUCUAUAUGUACCCAACAAAGUACUCGGGCAGAACAGCAAGCUACAUAUGUCUCUGAUUACAACACCGCGUCCUUCCAAGAGCCCGCAAACCACAUUCCAUCGAAUGCAUAUGGGAUGGGUUCUUUCACUCGAAUGAUGCAGGACGACCAAUUUCACUUGCCUUUUAGUUCUCAUAUAGCUUCACCAGUACAUGCGGGGGGACGCGUGACAGUGUUCGGCCAGCCUGCUCCGUCGUCAUCGAACACCGUGGCAUCUUCGCCAAUGCAAUUGCAUAGCUACUCUCCAAUGCAAGGUGAUGAUGGUUCACCGUUUCGAGAAGAGCCAAAUCAUUUUGAUGAUGUUGUGAAUAAUGAAUUGUCGGUGUAUGAUGUGUAUGCGAAAAUGGAUGAUGAGGACGAGAACGGAGAGGGGGAUGAUGAACCUACACAGGUGGAAGAUGGUCAGCCGUUGGUUAGAACUCCCAUACCUUGGUUCAGUGAGGUACCCGAGAACUAUGAAGUUGAUCAGUAUUGGGCCGAAUCGGGUAGCCACACCUCUUUUGUUCCCGGGGGAGAAUUUGAGAAGGGAAUGUAUUUUGAGAGCAUGAAACUGCUUCAAGAAAUGGUGAAGAUGUUUCUAUUCAGAGGAAUCAAUUCUACACCACAGUGACCUCGAAUGAUGGUGUCCUACAUCUGCGAUGCAAGAAGAAAUGUGGUUGGAUGCUACGGGGUACCAAAUCGAGUGAGCACUCACGUGGUUUUACCAUAGUCACGUACAAAGGCCCGCAUCGGGAGACAUGUAUCACUGAAGUACUAUCUAAUGAUCAACCACACUUGGAUUCGUCCGUAAUAGCCGAGUAUGUGAAGUACUUUGUGCGGAAAGAUCCUUCGUUGAAAGUGGAAUUCAUACAGGAGUUGAUCUCGAAGCAAUUUCAUUUCGAUGUCCCGUAUCGACGAGCGUGGUAUGCCUGAGAUAUUUGGGGAUUGGGAGAGUUCAUAUGGCAGACUUCCCCACUUCAUGCAAGCACUCCUACGGUCAAACCGAAGAUAUUCCACCUCCCAUGUUCUCAUGUGCUAGCAGUCUGUGCUACAUACUCACUAUCAGAACGGCCUUAGGUGGACCCUCCCGGGCACAGUACGUAGGCCCUAAACUCAUUCCGGACGGCACAAUGAUACGUGGAAAAGGUCGUCCAAAGUCGAAGCGCAUACGCAAUGAGAUGGAUGACAGCAACCGGCCCCCAACCAAAUGCAGCCGUUGUCACCAGCAAGGUCACAACCGCACUACUUGUCCAUCUAGACCAACAUAGGACCUAAAUGUAUAUGUGUUAUUUGAUAUAGUAGUAUGUAGUGGUGUUAUUUUGAUGAAACAGUUAUAAUUUUCUACAUUAUGUGUUAUUGUGUUCAAUUCGAUGAAUUUUAUUUUGUACGUUGGAUGUUCGAGAUUUCCUGUUUAUGCCUUUCAAUCGAAAUUUUCUACAUUAUGCCUUUCAACCAGUUGGGGAGGCGACUGUGACAUUGCGGGACGUGGCAAUACUUACGCGCCUUCCAGGCGGUGACGGGAUCAUUUCUAGUCGAUCCCGUUGGAUUGGUUGUGCGGGUUCUCGGGGUGCAGCCGGGUCCCAACAAUGUUAGGGGCUCCGCCUUGAGGACGGUCUGGUUACGAGAUACUUUCCAGGGCUUGCCUGCGGACGCCGAUGACGCCACAGUACAGAGAUACGCUCGAGCGUACUUGUUCUUCCUCAUAUCCGGCGUGUUGUUCGGCAACAAGAGCGGGAGCCACUUGCAGCUUAUUUACAUACAGCUGUUAGACCACGACUGGGAGCAUAUCCGUGGAUACAGCUGGGGUAGUGCCUCUUUGGCGGUGUUGUAUCGCCAACUUUGCAGAGCCUCACGGAGUGGUGCGCUCGAGAUUGGAGGACCUCUGUUGUGCUUCAGGUAUACUACAUAUAUUAUCACAAGCGAAUUAUGCAAUGAGUAAUGUCAUAUUUAACAUAGUUUUGUGUUUUGCUAUUGAAGCUAUGGGCUUGGGAGCACAUCCACGUAGGAAGACCAGGUAGGCCUGCUGUACAUCGUCCGGGGCAGCAGGACCAGGAUGACCAGUAUGAGCCGUACAUCGCUCCGCCUCGCCCUGCAGCUGAUGAGGCUUACGGUUGCAGGUGGAUGGUCCCCAGACUCACACAGGCACAUGCGGCGACGGGUCUCCCAUACUACCGAGACGCCCUUGAUCGACUCACUGAGGAUCAGGUACAAACUCUGAAGACAUUUGUAAUCAUUUAGGUACUGUGUAUACUGAUUGUGGACUAACUUAUUUAGGAUGUGUUAUUGCAGAUCACAUGGGAUCCGUAUGUACCGGAGUUGGUAGAUGUCAUGCCUGCACAUCUACUGGAGCAUUAGGGAGAGUGGCGUGCCCGGGUCCCCCUGAUCUGUUUCGAGGUUGUGGAGAGUCACCUACCUGACCGCGUCAUGCGACAGUUCGGACUGCAGCAGCCUGUUCCCCAGAACUGUGACACUGUCGUGCGCCUUCACGACAUUGACCGUCGGGGAAAGACGGAGACAAACUGGGCACUGGAGCAUUGGCAGUAUCUUCAGCUAUGGGAGCAGCGGUUGGGUCAUGUCGUUCAGGGUUAUCCCAUGCAGGGCGUUAUGGAUCAUGACGAUCCGUACAUGGUGUGGUACAGGCUUAUCAUACGCCGUUUCAUCAACCCCAGCUACACACCACCGUCCACCCAUUACCACCCGGCACAUGACGUCAUUAGCGGAUAUGUGAGUUUCUUUUACUAUACUUAUCAUCCUCAUUUUUUAACUUUUUUAAAUAUCAUGUACUUGACUGAUCGAUGAUUACUACAGGCGGCGGAUAUGGUGGCGAUGUAUGAUGCACUGUCCCUCGCCCUUACAGACGGACCCACCAGAGCCCAGGUCCAGCGGAUGCGAGAUAUGUCCGCGACUUCCUUACGCAGACAUGGUCACGGUCAUCUCAUCCAACAGCGGGACGGUGAUGAUGGUCACUCCAUCCAUUCACGGUUCGACCCCGGCCAGAGUAGCAGUGGAGGUGAUCCUACAUCGCACACAGAGGCAGGGAGUACAUCUUCCACAGUUCUGCACCCUUCAGAAACCCAGGAGGACGCAUCGUCCAGCCAGCUCACUCCCCCCCGCGCCGGAACCCAUUCACCACCAUUCACCAUUACACUCGGCGUCGUCCAAGACGAAGGGACGACAGUGAGGCUAGGGAAGGGUUACACCAAAUUGAUGAGUAGUGAACGUAUUGUAUCAUUGUUUUGUCCUUUUUCCUGAAAUGUUGUAUAUAACGAUUGCAUUAUCAAUAUAAGACAUGCUGGUUGAAUGAAUCUGUUUGUGUUUUGAAGUUUUGUUUGCUUAUUUAUCCAAAUCGGAUUUAUGUCAGUCAAAAUAGAUCCUUCAGGGCUAAUAUACAUUAAACAACAGACAUUUGGAAUCCAUAAUCGAAAAUGGGGAAGAAAGGAUGGCCCGUGGUGGUUAAUGUGGUUGUUCAUGGUGGUUUUAGUGUUGUUGGUUGUGGUGGGUGGUUAUCAACGGUUGUUGAGUGGUUGGGGUUGGUGGUGGAGCUGGUUGAAGUGUUGUUGGAGGUCAAAAGUGGUGGCAGAUGGUGGGGGUUGUUGGUGGAUUGUGAUGGCAAGAAUCAUGGCAGGGGGUGGUGGGUGGGGGCAGAAGAAAGUGGCAGAUCAGUGGCAAAAGGCUGAUUCUGCUGCUGUUUUGCACACCAGCAGAGAAACGCUGUCCAGACAGCGUUUUAGGUUGAAAAUAAGACGUUGUCUGAGACAGUGUUUUAGGUACAAGGAAGUUUGUACAUAAAGCGCUGUCUGGGACAGCGUCUUUGGUAUAAUUGUUUUUUUUUUU
Chenopodium quinoa (quinoa) is the source of this 4938-nucleotide messenger RNA. RefSeq lists its product as uncharacterized. Bases 773 to 1735 code for a protein of 320 amino acids. Lineage: Eukaryota; Viridiplantae; Streptophyta; Magnoliopsida; Caryophyllales; Amaranthaceae. The record is from RefSeq and is a predicted model, not a curated record. The transcript is spliced from 2 exons.